Molecule: messenger RNA, 2223 nt
Organism: Closterium sp. NIES-65
Lineage: Eukaryota; Viridiplantae; Streptophyta; Zygnematophyceae; Desmidiales; Closteriaceae
Source: the annotation of a GenBank genome assembly
AUGGCUACCCCUAGUGUCCUAGCUUUUGACGCUGAGGGUCGCGCCAUUGAUUUUGAGGUCUGUUUAGACGACCUGCAGCUGUUCUUACAGUGCGACAGGGCUGACGACCUUUCUCUCUUUGAUCUCACCUCUGGCGCCUCUCCUGCUAGUGCUACUGAUGCUGAUCCCGCUGUCCGCUCUAAGUGGGCCACCCGCGAUGAUGCUGCACGUCUUGCUGUGCGUCGCCACCUCCCUACCUCUGAGCGUGCGCACUUUAGUCAGUACAAGAGUGCUCAGACCUUGUACGACGCUGUAGUUGCGCGCUACUCCUCCCCUGCCACUGCUGCACUGAGCCGUCUCAUGCUUCCCUACCUCUUUCCUGACCUCUCUGCCUUUCCCACUGUUGCUGACCUCAUUACGCACCUCCGCACUAGUGACACUCGCUACCGCGCCGCCCUUCCUGCUGAGUUCUGCGCUAAGAACCCCCCCCCCAUGUACAUCUCUCUCUACUACGUAGUCGCGCGCCUCCCUGACUCCCUUCGCGUCGUCGGGGACCACUUUCUCGCAGUCUGUCCCACCACCCUCACCGUCGACCUCCUCGAGAAGGCCCUCCUUGCAGCGGAGAAGAGCAUAGUCGCUGUAGGUGCUUCUCGUGGUUACCCUCGCACCCCCAUCUUUGAGGGGUGCUCUCCUUCCCCCUUGCUGCCCUCUGUUGCCUCUGCUGCUGCUGCCGACCUGCUUGGUCUUGAGUCGGUCGGCGUGGCGUCUGCCCCUAGUGGGAGACGUCGCUCCAGCAAGGGCAAGGGGGGCAAGGGCGCGGGUGGAGCUGGAGGGGGCGGUGGCGGUGGCGGCGGUGGCGGCGGAGGGAGUGGGGGUGGCGGCGGGACUAGUGGCGGGGGUGGUGGUGGUGGUGGCAGCAGUGGCGGAGACGGUGGUGGUGGUGCCAGCGGUGGUGGUGGUGGCAGCAGCGGAGGUGGAGGCGGCGGAGGUGGAGGCGGUGGAGGCGGCAGCGGAGGAGGCGGUGGUGGUGGAGGAGGUGGAGCUGGUCGGGGUGGUACCCAGCAGCGUAGCGGCGGUGGUGGUGGCCAGCGCUCGCAGCGGCAGCAGCAGCAGCGCUCGCGGGACAUCCCUCUGCCUCAGCAGCUUCGUGAGUGGUACGCUGGGCGUCAGAGGGGUGGGGGUACUGGUCCCUGCACCUACGUGCUUCGUUCUGGCGACCGCGCGGGUGAGCAGUGUGGGGGUGCCCACGCCACCCAGCGCUGCUUUGGCCGCCUGACGGACGCUUGGCGUCAGCAGUUCCCUGGGGCUAGUGAGAUCCCUCGCUGGGAUGAGCUUCUUAGGGCUGGUGUAGCGAUCUUUGAUCUUGAUUUUGAUGCUAUCCUUGCUGCUAUGUAUGCUGUGACUUAUAGUGAGGAGAAUGAGGGUUACCGGUGUUUCCAGCCCGACCCGGGCAUUGGUACUGCUGCGCUAGGUGCUUGUAAGGCUGCUGCUCUAGGUGCCAGUGCGUCUGCGCUCUCAGGUACUGGUGAGACUGCGCUCUCAGGUACUGCGUCGUCCUCGUCCUCCCUCACUUUCACACUUGACUCCGGGGCUUCUCGCUCCUUCUUUCGAGACCGCACUACCCUUACGCCGCUCGGCCGGCCGGUUGCAGUCUCCCUUGCUGACCCCUCUGGGGGUCCUGUCCUGUCUCACUUCUCCACUGUCCUCCCGUGUCCGGCUGCCCCUUCGGGCACCCUGUCUGGUCUGUACCUUCCCUCGUUCUCUACGAACUUGGUGAGUGGAGCGGACCUGCAGGAUGUGGGGGUUCACCAGUUCACUCCUGCGAGUCAGCGGGUGACCCACUGCACGGAGGCACGCACAGGCCGACACCUGGCCACGUUCUCGCGUCGGCCGGGGUCGAGUCUCUACACCCUGACCGUUGAGUCUCCUUCUCUCCCUGCGUCUGGUCAGGUGGCUGCGUCAGGUCAGGUGCUUGCUGCUGCGUCCCGGUCAGGACCUUCCUGUGUCCCCUGUGUCGAGGGUCGCCUCCGGGCUACUCCUCACUCCUCCCACUUCCCCCGGACAGAGGCUCCCCUGCAGACGCUUCACAUGGAUGUGUGGGGCCCAGCCCCCGUCCGUGGGCAGGGUUACGAGCGCUACUUCCUGUUGGUGGUUGACGACUACUCGCGUUACACCACAGUCCUCCCCUUGCGCAGCAAGGGUGCGGUCACUGAGGUGCUGAUCGACUGGAUCCUGGGGGUUUAG